UUGAAGCCCCUCAGCGGCGCGCGGCCCGGCCCGGUUUCGUUGAGGGCCGCCCCGGCCCCGGCCCCGGCCCCGGCUCCGGCCCCGGCCCCGCUCCGCUUUCCCCGCUCCGAGCCAUGGACGUGACCGGGGACUUCUUCGGCAAGCUGCGGGAGCUGGCUCUCACGGUGGAGAAGGAGGUGAAGCAGCUGGAGCAGGCCAUGCGCCGGGAGGACGCGGACUAUGAAGAUGAAUCUCCGCUCGCAGUCUUGAAUGACCUCCAUGGCGAAAUCAAGGCUCAGAAGGAAGAUGUUAGUGCCAGUCUUGGUAAGAUUUGCUCUGAAAAAAAAGCAGUUCAAGAGUUUAUGAAAGCAAGUGAAAUCUUGAUGCAAAGAAAUGCAGCAGAUCUUGGAAAAAUAAGAGAACUGUUCCAGAAAUAUGGCUACAAACCAAAUGUCAAAGACUCUACAGAAGAGGAGGAUGAAGCAAACAGUGAAUCAGCAACGUCUGUUCAGAAGAGCUCUGAUGAAGAAAAAGCAAAUGAUGUACCUCAGCCAUCUGCCUCUGCGGAGAAGCCACCGUUGCCCAAAGACCCGCUGCGUAACCCCCAGCUCUCCGAUUUCGGUCUCUCACAGUACGCGUUCUCCAGGCCUUGGAGCGCGCUGAAAGCGCAGCACGCAGCGGGUGCGAGUCAGCUGAAGGCCAAGAGCGAGACUCCACUUGGAUUGCGAACACCGCGGGCUUUGCCCAAAACACCGAAAUGUAAGCUGAAGAUGGAUGACUACGAGUGUGUAACGCCAAAACUCGAACACUUCGGCAUUAGUGAACAUACCAUGUGUAUGAACGAAGAUUAUACGAUGUCACUUAUUCAUAAAACUUCUCAGACAAUCAAAAAGUUGGUUAAAAGAGGAGAUAAUAAUGGAGGGAAUUUGCCAGAAAUGACAGUCAAGGAAAUCAUGGUUACUCCUGCAUCAAAAUCAAGUAAGAGAGCUAAGAAUGCAGCAGCUGACUGGAUGGCUUCUCCUAUGGUAUUUGUGUUCUGUACUCCUGACGUGAAGGACUCCUCCAAAACAAAUAAUACAGUAUUAUCAAGGUCACCAGAGACAAAGGAACUGCCUCUUCCCAGUCAUGCAGCAACACCACAGUGUCCAGAUUUUCAAACAGGAUGGCUAAAAGCAGAAGCUAAGCAGCAGGUAACACCAGGGGGGAAGCUUGAGUCAGUGACAAAAAAUGAUGCAAAAGAUAUGCCACGCAAAGAAGAAAGGAUUCCUUUUGCUGCAAGCUCUGAUGAGUAUCUUAAACAUACUGGGGACCCUUCCCCGCCCAAACUGGAAGACUAUGACCAUUUACUCAAUACUCCUCCACCUCCAGAAAUAACAAGGAUACCAGAUAAUGUUCUAAAGAUGCUUUCCCAAUAUAAUCAUAAGGUAGACUCUUCUAAAGCCAAGGAAAUGGAGACCAAGGCAGGAAAUACUACAAGAUUUGAAAGUGGUUCCACUGAUUACAGCAACAAAGAGAACAGAGGAUAUCAUGGAGUUUUCAAGACAAACAUCUGAAAUGAAACUGAAGACCAUGUUGAAACUUUCACAUUCAUGGAUCUUAUCACCAAAUCAUAACAAGUUCAAAAAGCAAAAGGAAAUACUGGUGGGAAGAAAGAGCCAUACUGAGAAAAGGCUUUUUUAAUGGAGAACAGUUCUUUAUCCAUGAUGUGGAUAAACUUGUUUGAACUAACAGCUUGUUGUUGACUUAAUCGGCAAAAUGUAUUGAGGGAUUUUAAACAUAUUGCACUUCCAAGAGGAAUGGAAAUCCAUGUACAAUGUGGUACUUCAGUUGUUUGUUGUGUAGGAUUGCAUUUGCAGUAGGCUGUAGAGAGUGCAGUUAGAUUGUAAUAAAAGUCCAGUAUAUUGCUUUCAAAAGUGGAUAUCUCUGGCUGUUCUGGUGGCUGUACAUCCUUUCAGGGCUGAAGCUGAAGUCUGGUACUUCAACAGUAUUUGGUAUCUUCAACAGAAACAAGUAAAUUUCUUUGUAUUGGAAAAGUAACUCCUGCUUUACUGUUUAAAGCAGUUCUGGGCUUUCAGUCCUUUCUGCAGUGCUAAGAUGUAUCUUACACAUUCCUGCAUCAGACUGACUGUUACCUCUCUGCCAGACAGGCAUUUCCCUUGCAGAUUCUUUCUUUAUAUAUCAACAUAGUAUCUCUCAGCUGCUGUGCAUCUGGUUUCUUUGUAGCCUUGGAAGGUGACUCCGGCUCUACUGGGAAUCAGUUGAAAAUGUGCAAUUGUUACUAGUUAUAUGUAUCUUCAGCUGCUUGGAAGAAUUUGCUGGCAGGCCUGUAGGUGGUUGCUUCCUCGCCUGCUGCUGCCAUGUGUAUUCUCUUCAGUGCUGGUGUCACUUAUAAAUGUGCACAUCUAACCCUUUAGUAGCUGACCAAGCUGAAGUUCUCAGAGCUGUCUGGCAGUCUUUUGGUAGUCAUUGUAAUUAGGGAUUUUUUUCUACCAGCACUUUUAUUGUUUUCCACCAGAAAACCCAGCUCCAUUUCCUUAUUUGGAGGCAAUUUGCUGUUUCCAGUGUCAGCUAUUCCUCUUAAGUGACUCCAGUACUGUUCUUACUGUAUGUCUUCCAUUUGAUGACUGAAAUUCUGUCAUUUAUGUGAGGGCAGACAUGCUACACAUGAGAAGGGAGAGGCUGUCGCAGGAGAUGGGGAUAAGUGGAUGGUUUUCUGAACUCAGCUCCACUUUUUUUAAGUCUUCAGGAUAUGCAAACAUCUAGAGAAACCUACAAGUAUUUCUUCCUUUGCUUAGACUUGUCCUGGUUAAAACUUGACAAGCAAAGGUGCCUUUUUCCUGCUAAUACAGUCAUUUUCCAGGAUAAGCAUGCAUCACAUUAAUUGGAGGUGAUUUUCUACUAGAUCUGACCUGAGCAUGCUGUCAUUGAAAAUGCUUAUUAAAAUUAUGUAUAUAUUAAUGUGUCAGUCUGUAAGCUUAAUUAACACUUUUGGAAACUAGAUAAAUCUGUUCAAAUGC
Messenger RNA from Onychostruthus taczanowskii (white-rumped snowfinch), 2996 nucleotides. RefSeq names its product spindle and kinetochore associated complex subunit 3 (gene SKA3). NCBI's taxonomy places the organism in Eukaryota, Metazoa, Chordata, Aves, Passeriformes, Passeridae. The transcript is spliced from 9 exons. The record is from RefSeq and is a predicted model, not a curated record. Gene Ontology annotation, cellular component: spindle microtubule; outer kinetochore. Gene Ontology annotation, biological process: mitotic cell cycle; chromosome segregation. Bases 114 to 1532 code for a protein of 472 amino acids.